This is a messenger RNA of Spodoptera exigua (beet armyworm), 2374 nucleotides long. The record is from the annotation of a GenBank genome assembly. NCBI's taxonomy places the organism in Eukaryota, Metazoa, Arthropoda, Insecta, Lepidoptera, Noctuidae.
AUAAAAUGUCAAAUAUUUAUGGCAAAAUCUAGCAACUUAACCAACAUAAGCUUGUGUUGAAUUGAAUAUUUGUAAUGUAUAAAGAUUUUUAUUACGGAUACAUGGCUCGAAAAAAUGGGUCUCUAUAAGCUAUUUAGUUAUAAUGUUGAAGUUCAGUACAUGAGUUGCUUUCUAUCAAAAGCAACACUUUUUACUUUAACUACUACAGUUUUAAACUUUAUUUUACCUUUCAUAAUAGCUUACAGAGGCAGAGGUUUUUGGCUUCGAUCUCACAGUUUUUAUGAACAGCCUGUUGUUCAAUUUACCUACGAAUACUUACUAAUAGCAGAGACUGAUGAUCCCACUGUAUCAAUACAAUGUGGUGCAACUAAUGAAAGCUUUGGAGAUUUUAUGAAAAAUGAAGAGAACUGUGUUGAAUUCCAAGUUCAGGAGUAUGAUGUCACUGGAGAUACUAAUAAUGAUUUAUUAGAUUUUAAAUUCUUCUUAAAUGUGCCACAGGAUAGAACAGUCACAUCUUUAAUUCUAAUGCUAGCAUUAAAUUUUCAACUAAAGUUGGUCUGUCCGCUCCAAAUGCAGAGCUUGGCAGUUGUGAAUAAGGAAUUCACAACACCACCUUCAGGGUUUAAAUAUUUAGCUGAUCUUGAGUUCUACCAAACAAGGCAUUUACCCUGCAAACAAAACCUUGUGGACACUAAAUAUAAUAGUUCUGUAUUUAUCUAUGAUAAAAACAAAUCUGGAAAUACAAUAGACCAAAUACUAGAGAAGUACUAUAUGAGAGAAGUGACUACGCACACAAAAUCCUUGUAUUCAAGAAGCCAGAAUGGACAUACAGGUUCAGUACAAAUACAGGUUAGUGUUAGAGUGCCAGAAAUGGAAGUAAAAUAUACACCAAGUCUGAUUCAAGAAAUUAAAUGGGCAUGGCCGCAAUAUCUUUCCCUGGUUGUGGUCUUCUAUUGGAUAUUCAACAGAAUUAAAAAGUUUGUGUUCAAUAACCGAUUGGUUAUGGCCUGGGAGAUACUACCUUGGAAGAAACAGCAAAUAGCAACAAAAAAGAAAUACUACUAACAACAAAUGAAAUUAAUCUGCAAGACAAUAGAACAAAAAAAUAUGCCAUGUCUUCCAGUUUCUGGAUCAAUAAAAGUGAUGUGAUUGUUAUUGAUCUUAUUAACAUUUUUGCUUGCCAAGUGACUAUCCAACAUACCUCAAACAAUUAAUUUAAUUAUAAGUCCAAAACAUCCUACCAAAAAUAAAAAGAUUGGUUAUAAAUUUGUUAUUUUUAUUUAGAUUGCAAAUACUACUUAAACUAUGUUACUUUUUACAAUUUACAAGUUUAUAGAAAUUUAUUCACUGAUUAAUGGUCAGAGCUGAGAGUGCACUGCUAAAAUCUGUUUUCUUAUCCAGUUCUGCCCUAUUAUCUUCAAUAAUGAAGGUCUUGGCAGAGUAGUCAUCAAGUUGCACUAACAGGUAACGACAUAAAUAAUUACCAUAUUCAUUCUGAAACAAAUGUAAAAUGUAGGUAUUAAUAAAUAGACUUAAUAAAUUUAUGGUAAAAUAAAUAAAAAAACUGUUACUUUGUAUAUAGAAUUUAACCUACUUGUUUCAUAUCAAGUUCAACAAUGCCCUUGUUCCUGAUUCCUUUGAUAUAAAACCUCAUCCUCAUGUGUUUGACUCCAUCCUUUUCAUACACAGCAUGGCUUACAUGAGUGCGCCUCCUUCUGGUAGUUUCUUCUCCAUAACCUUUGAUAGGGGAACCUAAAGCAUCUUCCACUCUUGGAUCCUGAAAAUAUUCAGUCGUAAGUUAAACAAUUAUUUAUCAUAGGGCUUGUGAUAAUCAUAAAAGUUGAAAUUCUGACAAAUGCCCUAAAUUUGGCAAGGGUUAUUCCAUUCUACUGUUGCACUCAACAGAUGAGUAAGAAAUACAUAAUAAUUAUUUUGAUAGGUACUUACUCUUUUACAUUUUUCUAGUGCCUCUGAGUAAAUGCUGUUAGGGCUGUUACUAGAAAACAAUUCCCGAAAGACAUAAUAAAAUAUGAUACCGGUGACGCCAACUCCAAUCAAAAUUACUCCAGUAUAUGUUGCAGUCUUAGUAGUUUCUUUAAUUUUUUCCCCUAAUGGUCGGACAUCUGUAGACACAUCGCUUCUCUCUUGACCCUUAGCCAAACUGCUUUCCCUGCGGGUUGAGUAACAGCGGACAUUGCUAUAUUUUGAUGACUGUAAUAAUGCAGGGACACAUUCAAUCGUAUUAGGGUUGCGUAAAACAGUAAAUAAUUUUGAUAUUAUAGUCAUUAUUCAAUUCACAGCAAACUAUUUUCACAGUAAUAUAUCUAAAACCCAGGGAGGUUAUCUUCGUUCGUAUUUAUUUUUACAAAGGUGA